Molecule: messenger RNA, 1606 nt
Organism: Linderina pennispora
Lineage: Eukaryota; Fungi; Kickxellomycota; Kickxellomycetes; Kickxellales; Kickxellaceae
Exons: 1
Coding region: 107-1159 (350 amino acids)
Source: RefSeq, a predicted model, not a curated record
UGGAGCUUCAACCCACACCUUUUACCGUUUCUGCUAACUGGUAGCCUCAUACACUCGCACAGCUUAUCUUCUUCUAUAGUAUAAAAGUGCUGUCCUUCGUAUAGUCAUGAGGCUCAGCAUAUCCCGUAUGAUGGCGCUGAGCGCUGCCGCCAUGACACUUGUAUCGGCCUUUACACAAGUCAGCAUCAACGAAGGAAUGAACGUCAAUAUCAAAUCCUCCAUAGACCCCGAUGGUAAUUUGGUUGUGUCUACUGUAACAUCAAAGUACACAACCUAUAUCCUGUUUAUGAAUGACAGCAAUGGGAGGUCUUCAUUCAUCGGGUCGCCCGUCUUCACAACUAACCACGCCGGAAGCACCAUAGUCAAAGUUGUGCCUGUCAAGGAGAUUCCCAAAGAUGAGCUCCCUUCCCCAACAAAGGCCACUGACGACAGCAAUGGCGACGCGACACCCACAUCGACGCCGAAGCCGACCGCCGCACCCACAGAGACAUCUAAGCCCACAGGAUCCAGCACGCCGACCGAAACGCCGGCCACGAGCAGCAAAAAGGUCAAUGCGGCGUUAAUCGGCGGUGCUGUUGGUGGUGGUGUUGCUGGGCUGGCGAUAAUUGGCGUUCUUGUCUGGUUCUUCUACCGGCGGCACAGGCGGCAGCGGCAGAUUGAGGAGCACCAGAAGGAGGAAAUGCAGCUUCUGGCCAUGGAGCUUGGCGGCUCGUUCAACCCCGAAAAGGGGCGGUCAAUCAGCGUGCACAACGAUAACGCCUUCAGCGACGCAGCGUCAGCUACUGAGGAGCUCGCGUCGCGCUACACGCGCACUGCCAACUCGCUGGCCAACAACCAUCCGUCCUUGCAGGAAUCGUUCUCAAACAACGCCUAUCAUAUCAAUGUCGGCACCGAGCUCACAAUGGACUCGCAAGGUCGCCAUGGGCUGCCCGAUGGGUCGCCGCUCGUGCAGGACUGCAUACUCCCACAGCGUAAUUUGAAGGCCGCUGACAAUUACAUUGAGCUCGAAUGGUUCCCGCUUAUUUCGCAGAAUACCAAAAUGGAACCGCAUGCCGGUCCCAAUUAUGUUGAGGACCGCGGGCUGUCGAACAUCGCCACAUUCAUCAAAUCCUCGUCCAACCAAAAGAACAUGUCUGCAAUCAGCGGUCUCCGCAAGUAAUUACCUACACUACAACAAUAGCACCAAUAUCUGUCGAAUAAAUGUGUUUUCUUCACGCAAACGAUAUAUACUAGAAUUAUCUGUAUGGAGCAGUGUAGCCAUAGCAAACUCAAGGGUCUUCUGGUUUCUGGUACAGCGGGUGCACAGCCUCGAUAGCGUCGGCGUGAGCGACCCGCCACUUGCGCUUCUCGUCCUCCCACAUAAGCCGAGCGCUCUUGACAACAGCCGACUGCUCGACCCCUUCCUUUAUCGUGUCUGUUGCCCAUUCACUACUGCUGCUGAUUGCGCGCUUCACCUCCCCCGCGCCAUACUCGAGCCCGUCAUUUACCAGCCUACGUGUCUUUUGUGUGCCCGCCGUCAAGUACCCAGGCUCACCCGCCCAGUGGAAUAGCUGGCCCACACGUGCAUUCCACCAUAUCACUCGCCGCGGUGCUGUCGUCUCUCCGG